Messenger RNA from Leptopilina boulardi, 1469 nucleotides. RefSeq names its product vesicle-associated membrane protein 7 (gene Vamp7). The transcript is spliced from 6 exons. Gene Ontology annotation, molecular function: SNARE binding; SNAP receptor activity. The record is from RefSeq and is a predicted model, not a curated record. Gene Ontology annotation, biological process: vesicle fusion; exocytosis. Gene Ontology annotation, cellular component: membrane; SNARE complex. The coding region runs from base 249 to 929 and encodes 226 amino acids. NCBI's taxonomy places the organism in Eukaryota, Metazoa, Arthropoda, Insecta, Hymenoptera, Figitidae.
AAACUAUCAAAUGACACUUGUACCAGUUCUUUGUUUUGGAGUAAAAAUAAAAAAAGUGGGUGUUACAAAAAAUUUAACAUUAUAUUAAAGCUGGAAAAAUUAUCUAAUUAAUUAUUAAAUCAAGAACGAAUAAAUUUAUAUUCUAAUGUGAAUCCAAAAAAGUGCAAAGAGGACAAAAUUGAUUGUCCAAUAUUGAAGGAAAAUUAGAAGUGCGUUUAUUUAAUUUCUCAUUACAAUCAAGCAACAAAAUGCCGAUUUUAUACAGUGUUGUCGCUCGUGGUCCGACAGUUUUGGCAAAAUAUGCAUCAUGUACGGGAAAUUUUGAAGAGGUCACUGAACAAAUUUUGGCAAAAAUUCCCCCCACUGACGAUAAAUUAACUUAUUCUCAAGGACCCUAUUUGUUUCACUAUAUUUGUGAAAAUCGAAUUAUUUAUAUGUGUAUCACUGACGAUGAUUUUCAAAGAUCUAGAGCAUUUCUUUUUCUCAAUGAAGUCAAGAGAAGAUUUCAGGCUGUUUAUGGAGAAGGUGCCCUAACUGCAUUAGCGUAUGCCAUGAACACUGAAUUCGGACGAGUUUUGGCUAACGAAAUGAAACAUUAUAGCGAAUCUAAGGAUAUUGAUACAUUAUCGAGGGUUCACGGAGAAUUAGAUGAACUCAAAGACAUUAUGGUUAAGAACAUUGAUAAUUUAGCAAUGCGAGGAGAAAGAUUAGAGUUACUUGUAAACAAAACAGAAAAUUUGACAGCAAAUUCAGUGACAUUCAGAAAAACAAGCAGAAAUUUAGCACGCUCUCUAUUUUGGAAAAAUGUUAAAGUUUACGUCAUUUUUGCUGCCGUUAUCAUUGGAAUUAUUUAUAUCAUAACAUCGAUAGCUUGCGGAGGUCUAUUGUGGUCAGAUUGUGUCAGUCAUGGCAAUAACACCAAAAAUUGAGUAUGCGAAUAAAAUAAUAUCAAUUUUCAUCAUUAGCAUUGAAUGACUUUCACUGCUAGAAAAUGACACUGAUAUUUAUUAAUCGGUAUAUAACAAAACCAGUGUAAAAACGGUAUUUUAAAAAAAAAUUUCUUCUGGCGUAAUAUCAGGUGCAAACCUCUUAUGAAAUCAUAUAGAGAUAAUUAUAUUUAUAAAUCAAUAAUUUUUCGUGGGUGACAAAAAAAAAUAUGUACAUAAAUUGAAUCAUUCACUAAUAAUACUUUUUCAUACAAAAAAAAGAGAGAGAGAGAGAAAAAAAGCGUUGAAAAUGAUUUAUAAAAGUGAUAAGUCUGAAAGGUGCACGUUAUCAAAUGACAUAUUUUAUUUGUUAUAUUCUAUUUUAUUAUCUUUUCUUAUAAACCUACGUGCGAUUGUGAUGACCAAGCAAAGUAGGAAUUAAUUAUAUAGGGUACUUUUAAAAAAAAUAGUUGUAUAUGUAUUUACUCCAAAUAAAACAAUGUAUUAUAAUUUAAUAAAUUUUCUUUUAGAAAAUAAAAUCUA